Epinephelus lanceolatus (giant grouper) is the source of this 5002-nucleotide messenger RNA. Its product is annotated as solute carrier family 12 member 7-like. Lineage: Eukaryota; Metazoa; Chordata; Actinopteri; Perciformes; Serranidae. Gene Ontology annotation, cellular component: plasma membrane. Gene Ontology annotation, biological process: chloride ion homeostasis; chloride transmembrane transport; potassium ion import across plasma membrane. Gene Ontology annotation, molecular function: potassium:chloride symporter activity. The record is from RefSeq and is a predicted model, not a curated record.
ACGGAAACUACCAGUGAAGGGAGAGGAGGAAACAAAAUCAAAGACAAAAGGACAGAAGUUUGUGUUUGGAUUAUCCGUGUUAAAUAUGAGCAGACUCUUUUGUUUUCAGCCAAGGAGGACUUUAUAGACACUUUGGAUACUUUUAUAGAUACUCCAGAGUUUGUAUGUACGUUCUGGCUCUACUAAGGUGUGAGUGAGAGAAGCAGGGCAGUCAGAGUAAUGGGAGGAGCUGUAGGGCUCUCCAUGUACUGACUCACACUCUCUUCAUAUGGUAAAUAGAGGGUCACAUGGGGCAAUAGUCUUGAAGCAGUGGGGGGAAAAGGGAGGGAAAGGAACAAGGAGAGAGAGUGAAGAGGUACUCUGCAGGACUUUGGCCUUACUCAUGAACAGGAGGCGGCACUUUCACCCUGAGUUUAGAGGACACUGGAUCCCAUUACAAAAAGAAAUGAAACACAAGAUAUAGAGUGAGUGCCAUGUGGAGGUCAAACUAAAGCUUUAGCUGCCUCACCAAAGCCUUGGUUUGACUCACUUUGGAUCUUUUCUUCCUUUUCCUGUGGAGGGGAAAGUUCAGCAGCUAGUGCCCUCCUGGUUGUUGUCACCUGACAACCCUUCCUGCUUUCUUCUGGACAUCUGAAGAGCCAAGAUGCCCACCAACUUCACUGUAGUGCCAGUGGAGGACUCAGACAGUGGCAGCAACAGUGGCAGCAACAGCGCGGCUGCAGCUGGAAGCGGCAAACCAGUCAGUUUGGGCAAAAUAUUUGGGGAGGAUGAUAGAGGAUCUCAUUCAGGAGAUGACAGCCACAGAGAGUCCAGUCCAUUCAUCAACUCAGAUGAUGACCAAGAACACUAUUAUGAAGGCAAGAACAUGGCCCUGUUUGAGGAGGAAAUGGACAGUACCCCCAUGGUAUCAUCUCUGCUCAACAAGCUGGCCAACUACACCAACCUGACCCAGGGUGUUCGUGAGCACGAGGAGGCAGAGAAUGAGGAUGGGGUCAGAAGGGUCGCUGUCAUGGUCCCUCAAAUGGGAACCUUCAUCGGAGUUUACCUGCCCUGCAUGCAGAACAUCUUGGGAGUGAUUCUCUUUCUGCGUCUCACCUGGAUCGUUGGCACAGCAGGAAUCCUGGGAUCCUUUGCCAUCGUCUCCAUGUGCUGCAUCUGCACUUUGCUCACAGCCAUUUCAAUGAGCGCCAUAGCAACCAAUGGAGUUGUCCCAGCUGGUGGCUCAUACUACAUGAUCUCCCGAUCACUGGGUCCAGAGUUUGGAGGAGCAGUUGGUCUCUGUUUCUACCUUGGAACCACCUUCGCUGGAUCCAUGUACAUACUGGGCACCAUAGAGAUUCUGCUGACGUAUAUUGUUCCAACAGCAACAGUGUUUAAAGAAGGUGAAAGUGCUGCGAUGUCCAACAAUAUGCGUGUCUAUGGGACAUGCUGCCUGCUCCUGAUGGCUCUGGUAGUGUUUGUAGGGGUAAAGUAUGUGAACAAACUGGCUCUGGUGUUUCUGGCCUGUGUUGUUCUCUCAAUCAUGGCCACUUAUGCGGGAGUCAUCAAGACAAUCAUCGAACCCCCAGAGUUUAACGUCUGUCUGUUGGGAAACAGAUCUCUGAAGAAUGAAAUGUUUGAAACAUGUGCAAAGACGGAGGUCGUGAAAAACAAGACUGUGAUCACAGAGCUAUGGAGCCUCUUCUGUAACAGUAAAUAUCCCAACGCAACCUGCGAUGAAUACUUCAACCUAAACAACCUGACAGAGUUACGGGCCAUACCUGGGCUUCUGAGUGGAGUUAUCAAAGACAACCUGUGGGGAGACUAUAAUCCAGCUGGUAUGUACAUUGAGAAGAAAAGCCAGCCUUCAGCAGAGGCCCCAGACACGCCCAAUGACAUCAAUAAGCCCUAUGUCUUCAAUGACAUCACUACCUAUUUCACUCUGCUGGUGGGAAUAUACUUCCCCUCUGUCACAGGUAUAAUGGCUGGUUCUAAUAGGUCUGGUGACCUCAGAGAUGCCCAAAGGUCCAUCCCAAUAGGGACCAUAAUGGCUAUUCUCACCACUUCUUUCAUCUACAUCUCCUGUGUGGUCUUGUUUGGAGCCUGUAUUGAAGGAGUGGUGCUGAGAGACAAGUUUGGUUACUCAGUAAAGAAGAAUCCAGUUAUCGGUAUUCUGGCCUGGCCGUCACCCUGGGUCAUUGUGAUUGGCUCAUUUUUCUCCUGCUGUGGGGCAGGGCUUCAGAGCCUCACUGGUGCACCCCGCCUGUUGCAGGCCAUUGCUCGGGAUGGCAUCAUCCCGUUCUUACAGGUCUUUGGUCAUGGGAAGGCUAAUGGUGAGCCCACCUGGGCUCUGCUGCUGACUGUUGGGAUCUGUGAGAUAGGAAUCCUCAUUGCUUCUCUGGAUGCUGUGGCUCCCAUCCUCUCCAUGUUUUUCCUCAUGUGCUAUCUGUUUGUGAAUCUGGCCUGUGCUGUUCAGACUUUGCUCCGUACCCCCAACUGGAGACCUCGCUUCAAGUUCUAUCACUGGACCCUAUCCUUCUUAGGGAUGAGUCUGUGUCUCUCUCUCAUGUUCAUCUCUUCCUGGUACUACGCCUUGGUUGCCAUGUUGAUAGCCGGCUGUAUCUACAAGUACAUUGAGUACAGAGGGGCAGUGAAGGAAUGGGGAGACGGGAUCAGAGGUCUGUCCUUAAAUGCAGCACGCUAUGCUCUCAUCCGGCUGGAGGAAGCACCAUUACACACCAAAAACUGGAGGCCUCAGCUGUUGGUGUUGUGUAAGUUGGACCCUGACCUGACGGUAAGACACCCUCGUCUCCUGUCCUUCACUACGCAGCUUAAAGCAGGAAAGGGACUGACCAUCGUUAGCUCAGUCCUAGAGGGAACCUUUAUGACCCGGGGGAAUGAUGCCAAGACUGGAGAGCAGAACCUGAAAGCGGCCAUGACUGCAGAGAAGAUGAAGGGUUUCUCUCAUGUGGUGGUGUCGUCCAACCUGCGGGACGGCUUCUCUCUGCUCAUCCAGUCAGCAGGACUGGGAGGGAUGAAACACAAUGCGGUCCUGAUGGCCUGGCCAACAGGCUGGGGACAAGGCCGGGACUCCUCGAGGAGGAACUUCAUAGAGACAGUGAGAGAGACAACAGCAGCUCAUCAGGCUCUGCUGGUUGCUAAGAACAUCGACAAUUUCCCCAGUAACCAGGAGCGUCUGAGUGAGGGAACCAUUGAUGUGUGGUGGAUCGUACAUGAUGGUGGACUGCUCAUGCUGCUGCCAUUUUUACUUAGUCAACACAAGGUAUGGAGGAAGUGUAAAAUGCGAAUCUUCACGGUGGCCCAAAUGGAUGACAACUCCAUCCAGAUGAAGAAAGACCUCCAGAUGUUUCUCUACCAUCUUCGCCUGGAUGCAGAGGUGGAGGUGGUGGAGAUGCAUGACAGUGACAUCUCAGCCUUCACCUAUGAGAAGACGCUGGUGAUGGAGCAGAGGUCUGAAAUGCUUAAACAGAUGCAGCUGUCCCGCACUGAGAGGGAGAGAGAGAUUCAAAGCAUCACAGAUGUAUCGCGCGGCUCCAUAAAGAGGAAGAAGUGUUCGGGUGUCCUUUCUCUCAACACACAGUGCAUACCAGAGGAUGAGGCCCAGCUGAUCCACGACCGGAACACGGCGUCUCAUUCUAUGAAUGACAAAGCUGCAGGUGCCGCACCUGAUCGUGUCCAUAUGACCUGGACCAAAGACAAACUGGUCAAUGAGAGGAACAGACACAGAGAAAACAUAGGAGUUAAAGACAUAUUUAAUAUGAAACCUGAAUGGGAGAAUCUCAACCAGUCCAACGUGCGGAGGAUGCACACAGCUGUGAGGCUGAAUGAGGUGGUGCUCAAGAAUUCCUGUGAGUCACAGCUGGUGUUGCUUAACAUGCCGGGCCCACCGAAGAACAGAAAAGGGGAUGAGAACUAUAUGGAGUUUCUGGAGGUCCUGAUGGAUGGUCUCGACCGCGUCCUUUUAGUUCGUGGAGGAGGUCGGGAGGUCAUUACCAUCUACUCCUAGUACCAAGCGGUUCCUAAUAGUUUGGAAGUGCACUGGAAGGAAACACUGUGGGACAGUAGAACCCCUGAGGACUAUGGGACAUGGACUAAGAUGUCGAACAGAGGAAGUACAGUACACUCCCUCUCAUGAGAAAGAAGGAUCAUGGUUGCUAGGAAGGACAGGGGAGUCCACCUGCAGCACAGCCUGAGCUCAGUGCAUCGUCUGGGAGCACAGAGGGCUCUCUACAUCCCCUCCUCGUGGGGCUCCUUAUCUCUGGCACAUCUGUACACUGUAAAAUGAAAACUGCAUGGCUGCACUGUGGAGAUGUUCUUUCCUUAGAUAGACUGUAUUUUCUGAAAGAGCUGUCCUUUCAAUUUCACAUGUUAUAUUGCUUUGCCAGGCACUUGUUGGAGGAAGAACACAAACUUCAGCUUGUUGUCAGUUUUAGCAUUUCACUGAUGGUGGUAGCUGGAAACUGGCUCACUGGUUUCAAUGAGGGAUGCUAACAUAGCCAACAUAGCACCUUUAUUUAUUUCAGUACCGCUGAUGAAACUUUUCUUUCUUUUUAAUUGACAAGCACUGAGUUUGGAAUCAUGGGAUGAGUUGAACAUAUUUUUAAGCCAUUAUAUUACAUAUUAUCAUGUUUCCCUCAUAUCACUGCCUUAUACUCGAAGUUAAAGCCAAAGUCCCAUUGAUUACAAUCAGGACAGUUUAAGUGGCAGCAUUGAUUGUAAUUGUUUUUGUUGUCGUAGAAAACAUUAGUGUGUCAAGUGUGAUCAAAAAAGAGAUAGUGAAAAUGCAACAAAGAAAAUGCAACUUUUGUGAUUUUAGCAUUUUACUACAUUUUAGUUUUUGAUGUAUAUGAUUGUCUUGUUUUUAAUGGAGCUAAAUGUUAGGGUGCAAGAGCGACUAUAAAGUAGUAUUUUCAUUUAGUAUUACUAUUAGUUAAGUACAGUAUGUUGUGUUUUAGUUCAACAAAAAAGACAAUCUUAUUAAACAAACCAAAAAAGUCUGCAA